GGUAGGAUAAGUCAGUAGAAUAAGUCCAAGCACCGGAAUAAACCCCGGACAGGAACUCAUAGAAACUUUGCAACUAUCUACCUACAACUAACGAGCUUCUAAAAGAAGAGAAACGGGAUACACAAUCGGAGAAGCAAGGACUUUUUUCUUCUUUCUUAUCUAUUUUCAGAGGAAAUUUUCGUUUUAAAGGGAUCGCUUGAGAUUUCGAGAUGAUGCUGUGUGGCAUCUUUUUGCUGUUGAUGCUUUGGAGUUGUGAAGGCGCAAGACUGGCAGAGAGUCGAGAUGAAAACAGUGUGUAUGACUUAUUUGAUCUGGCCCGGGUAAACAAGAGACACAACGGUGUGAGUUUGGUCAAAGGUGCAGAUCCCUAUAGCCCUGCGUACAAAGUUCUGAAUGCAGACCUGAUCCCCCCAGUCCCCGACAGCUCCCUCAGGGACCUCCUUGACUCAAUCCAGGCUGAGAGAGGCUUCCUUCUCCUGGUCAACCUGAAGCAGUUCAAAAAAACCAGGGGCAGCAUUUUGACCAUUGAGAAGAAUGACGGAUCUGGACCCAUUUUUGAGAUCGUUUCAAAUGGAAAAGCAAACACUCUGGAUGUGGUCUACUCCACCAUGAGCCAGCAGCAGGUCGUGUCCAUCGAGGAUGCAGAUUUGGCCACUGGACACUGGAAGAACAUCACACUGUUCAUUCAGGAUGACCAAGUGCAGCUUUUUGUCGGCUGUGAGGAGAUCAACACAUCAGAGAUGGAUUUGCCAAUCCAUAAAGUGCUGUCUCAGGAAGUGGCAGACAUCGCUACACUCAGAAUUGGAAAGGGAGCUGUGAGGGACAGAUUCAUGGGAGUUCUUCAGAAUGUGCGCUUUGUCUUUGGGACCACUCUUGAUGCCAUACUAAGAAAUAAGGGAUGCCAUAGCGGAGCUACCUUAACAGAUGUCAUGACCCUAGACAACCCAGUCAACGGCUCGAGCCCUGCCAUUAGGACUGAUUACACUGGCCACAAAGCCAAAGAUGUCCUACAGUCUGUCUGUGGCUUCUCUUGUGAGGACAUCGCCAGCAUGUUUAAGGAGCUCAAGGGACUCGGUGUGGUUGUCAAAAAGCUGUCGAAUGAGCUCCGCAAAGUGUCUGAGGACAACAAUCUGCUGAAAAAUCAAAUGAACAUCCACAGUGGAAUUUGCAUCCACAAUGGUAUCGUGUACAAGGACAAAGAUGAAUGGACCGUUGAUGGCUGCACCGAGUGCACCUGCCAGAAUUCUGCUACUGUGUGUCGCAAAAUCUCCUGCCCUCUCAUCCCAUGUGCUAAUGCCACCGUGCCUGAUGGAGAAUGCUGCCCUCGCUGUGGAACACCAAGCGACUAUGCAGAGGAUGGUUGGUCCCCCUGGUCUGAAUGGACUCACUGUUCAGUGACUUGUGGUCGAGGCAUCCAGCAGCGCGGACGCUCCUGUGACCGCAUCAACAGCAACUGUGAGGGCACAUCUGUCCAGACCCGUGACUGCUACCCUCAGGAAUGUGACAAACGCUUCAAACAGGAUGGUGGUUGGAGCCACUGGUCUCCAUGGUCUUCAUGCUCUGUGACCUGUGGUGAGGGGGUCAUCACCCGGAUACGCCUCUGCAACUCGCCCACACCACAGAUGGGUGGCAUGGACUGUCAGGGAGAAGGACGUCAAACUGAAAUCUGCCAAAAGUCACCUUGUCCAAUUGAUGGAGGCUGGGGGCCUUGGUCACCAUGGGAUACCUGCACUCUUACCUGUGGUGGAGGAAUCCAGACCCGCAAACGUCUCUGCUCUGACCCUGUCCCCAAGUUUGGAGGAAAGGAUUGUGUUGGUGAUAAUACUAUGUCUCAAGUGUGCAACAAACAGGACUGCCCUAUUGAUGGUUGUCUCUCCAACCCAUGUUUCCUUGGCACAAAGUGCACAAGCUUCCCUGAUGGCUCCUUCAGGUGCGGCAGGUGCCCUCUUGGCUACACUGGGAAUGGCAUCAUCUGCAAAGAUAUUGAUGAGUGUAAGGAAGUCCCUGAUGCUUGCCAUACACAUAAUGGAGUCCAUCGCUGUGAGAACACUGAACCAGGUUACAACUGUCUGCCCUGCCCCGCACGUUUCUCCGGACCUCAGCCCUUUGGAAGAGGAGUGGAACAGGCAACUGCUAAAAAACAGGUUUGCAAACCCCGUAACCCUUGCCAGGAUGGCAGCCAUGACUGCCAUAAAAAUGCAAACUGCAUCUUCUUGGGCGUAUUCUCUGAGUCCAUGUUCCGCUGUGAGUGCAAACCAGGGUAUGCUGGUAAUGGCCGCAUUUGUGGAGAAGACAGUGACCUGGACGGAUGGCCCAAUACUGACCUGGUGUGCGUGGAGAACGCCACUUACCACUGCAAGAAGGAUAACUGCCCCAAUCUUCCCAACUCUGGCCAGGAAGAUCAUGACAAAGAUGGCCUGGGUGAUGAAUGUGACCAUGAUGAUGACAAUGAUGGGAUCCCCGAUGAUAGGGACAACUGCCCAAGAGUGUACAACCCUGCCCAGUAUGACGCAGACAGAGAUGAUGUUGGAGAUCGCUGUGACAACUGUGUAUUUGAGGCUAACACUGACCAAACAGACACUGACAACAACGGAGAGGGUGAUGCCUGUGCUGUUGACAUUGAUGGUGAUGGCAUUCUGAAUGAGAACGACAAUUGCCCAUAUGUUUACAAUGUGGACCAGAGAGAUACUGACCGGGAUGGUGUGGGAGACCAUUGUGACAAUUGCCCUCUGGAGCACAACCCUGAUCAGAUUGACUCUGACUCAGAUCGCAUAGGAGACAAGUGUGACAACAACCAGGACAUUGAUGAGGAUGGUCACCAGAACAACUUGGACAACUGUCCCUACAUACCCAAUGCCAAUCAGGCUGACCACGACAAGGAUGGCAAGGGUGACGCCUGCGACCAUGAUGAUGACAAUGAUGGCAUUCCUGACGACAAAGACAACUGUAGGCUGGCCUUUAACCCUGAUCAGUUGGACUCGGAUGGUGAUGGCCGAGGUGAUGUGUGCAAAGAUGAUUUUGACCAAGACAAUGUUCUGGACAUCUAUGAUGUGUGCCCAGAGAACUUUGCCAUCAGUGAAACAGACUUCCGCAGAUUUCAAAUGGUUCCUCUGGACCCCAAGGGCACAUCCCAGAUUGACCCCAAUUGGGUGGUCCGGCAUCAGGGCAAGGAGUUGGUGCAGACUGUCAACUGUGAUCCUGGCAUUGCAGUCGGUUACGACGAGUUCAGCGCUGUAGAUUUCAGUGGAACAUUCUUCAUCAACACGGACAGAGAUGACGACUAUGCUGGGUUUGUGUUUGGCUACCAGUCCAGCUCACGCUUCUACACAGUGAUGUGGAAACAGAUCACACAGACCUACUGGUCCAACACACCCACAAGAGCUCAAGGCUAUUCUGGCCUGUCAAUCAAAGUGGUCAACUCCACCACGGGGCCUGGUGAGCAUUUGAGGAAUGCCUUGUGGCACACUGGAGAUACCCCAGGACAGGUGCGCACUCUGUGGCAUGACCCCAAGAACAUUGGCUGGAAGGACUUCACUGCCUACAGAUGGCAUCUGACCCACAGACCCAAGACUGGGCUUAUUAGAGUGGUCAUGUAUGAAGGCAAGAGAAUCAUGGCUGAUUCUGGUAACAUCUAUGACAAGACAUAUGCUGGUGGACGACUGGGCUUAUAUGUCUUCUCUCAGGAGAUGGUUUACUUCUCAGAUCUCAAAUAUGAAUGCAGAGAUACAUAAUUGAACCACAGAGCCUUCUGGACAGAAUCAAGUAUGUCAAGUAUGAAUAUAUAAGACCUGGAUCGAUAUCUCUAACUUUUUCUUUUGAAAAAUGCACAUUAGAGGAAUGACAAGCAAGAGAACUAAUGUGAGGUAAACCGACCUCAGGACUUUAAGCCAAAUGAAAGUUAAAUGAUGAUUCUGCACCACUGCACCAAACUCAAAUUGUGAGCGCUGCUUUGCUCAGAAGAAAUUGGCCCUCUCACUUUGUUGCUCUGAUCGGGGGUGGGGGGGUACACAUUUUGUUGCUUUGCACACCUGAACUGAUAUUGGUUGUUGGUAUUCCUCUGUGCAUGAGGGACCAAAGGCAAGAGUGUUCUAUGUUUUUCAUUUUUUUCUAAUAUUUUUUAAAAUUGAUGUACAUCUGCUGUGGACUUAAAGAUCAUUGUGUCAGGAUGAAGAAAGCAGUGGGAGAACUUACUUAGGUUGGGAUAAAUAUACAUGUUGAAGGAACUGUUGAGGGACCGUGGACAGUAUGGACUGACUGUUACUAUCAAAGAGAAUGAAUGUUGUUUGUGUGUUUGUGCCUGUGUGCCACCCAACAAGCAUAGUUUUGAAAACAACCGCGUCAAUUUUUAAUUUCUCGCCCCACUUUUGUGCAGACCUGUACGUACAAGGUCUUGUAUUUAGUCAAGGCUUAGGGCUGGCCAAAAACAUUUGUCUUCUCAGGAAAGAGCACCAGAAGAAACAAAGAGAGCACAAAAUUCAGGACAGCACAGGGCCCCAAAGUAGGUGCACUGAACACUGCUUUGGAACAGUAAUUAUUAGCAAAUAUUGCAUUAAUAUCUCUAAUCUUUACUGACAUUGUCAAGGGACGUAAACAGCAAGGGCCAGUCUAUUUCCUGUCAUGACUAAACCUUCGUAAGUAUAGCUGUAUUAUUACUUAUUCAUCAUAAAGGCUUUGUUUCUUGCUCAUCUCUGCAUGUCACUUGUCAUCCUAAAAUGUUGUCAGUAACGUAUUCCAGUUAACUGAAAUCAGUAUCCCCUAAUGGCAAGAUAUACUAUUACAUUUGACCAAAACACUUACAGUAUCUCUAAAUAUUCUGCUUCCGCACAGUGUGCAUGACUGGUGUGCCUGAGCUUGUGUGUACAUUUGUGAUGAGGGAAAAUUAAAGGAAACCCUUUAUGUACAAAUAUUACCUCAUUAAUUCUUUUUGUAUUGAGGCCAGCAAUACACAAGAAUCACUUUUCUUAACAACAGAGUAUAAAUUGGUUGGCUUUUUUUUUUAACAAGACUUUAGUAUCAUUUAUAUGCUGUAUAUAAGAUAUUUUUGUAGCGAAAGCAGCCCAAACAGGAACUUAAAGGAUUAAAGAAAUGUUGUCUUGAUUUUGUUGUGCUAUAUGUAUUUCCUGUGCAUUGUUUGAUAAAUUAUUGUUGUAUGUUGAGGUUUUUUCAUUGUGUAGAUAUAUGCUAUUUAAAUAAUUUAUCUAGAAGCGUAGCCUCAUAUGGAAGCGUUUCUGUCUGUAUAAACUUAUUUGCACACUGA
Molecule: messenger RNA, 5257 nt
Organism: Scatophagus argus
Lineage: Eukaryota; Metazoa; Chordata; Actinopteri; Scatophagidae
Product: thrombospondin-1-like
Exons: 22
Coding region: 210-3731 (1173 amino acids)
Biological process (GO): negative regulation of angiogenesis; cell adhesion
Cellular component (GO): extracellular region
Molecular function (GO): calcium ion binding; protein binding
Source: RefSeq, a predicted model, not a curated record